Molecule: messenger RNA, 3112 nt
Organism: Stegostoma tigrinum
Lineage: Eukaryota; Metazoa; Chordata; Chondrichthyes; Orectolobiformes; Stegostomatidae
Gene: galntl6
Product: polypeptide N-acetylgalactosaminyltransferase like 6
Exons: 13
Coding region: 1214-3016 (600 amino acids)
Cellular component (GO): Golgi apparatus
Source: RefSeq, a predicted model, not a curated record
UCUGUCUGUCUUUAGAUGGGCUACAUGUCCUUUCUUAAAGUCCACUCGCCUGUGUGACCGAUCAGGUGAGAAAGACCGGUAUCGCUCAACUCAAACAGGCGUGCAUGGUGUUUUAACCACAGUGGCGAGAGAGAGAGAUGGGAUAGAGAUACAAGCACCUGGUUAGCCGCAGGGAGAGUUCAGCGAAGGUCAUGUUAAUGCAACAGGGCGUUGUAUAAUAACAAACAAGCGAGUAAUUUUGCAUUUUAUGUUUGUUGAGAGGGGCGGCUGGGCAGAGACAGAGAGAGAGAGAAACGGGGAAUUGCAAUCCAGGUGAAAAGGGGGGCUGUAAAAUUCAGCACAAAGUGUCCAGUUCAAAUCAAGUCCUGCUCUCACCCCUGAUAAAUAGACAGUAGGAACUUCAAAAGCAAGGAAGCAGCCAGCGAAUUCUCUCCCUCCCUCUUUUCAUGAAACAAAUCCUAUUCUUUUAGGAUGCCGUUGGCUGUAGGAUUGCUUUAAAGCCAGAAGCUGGACGUCGUUCCCCUGCGUCAGACCCUAGGAUGGUACUAAAGGUGUUCAGGGCCACUCUGAAUGCUGGUGCUUAGUUAGCAGUCCCCGCUCAGUCACUACAUUAUCCUCAAAGCGCCUGGAAAGCGGAGACAGAGAGAGAGGUGCAAGCACCGGCUAGGCUCCGGUUCACACGUGCUAUUAUUUUUGGGGGAAGGAUAUUUAAGAGAAGCGUAGACGAAACGGAGUCGGGGUGGGGGGAGGUGGUAGAUCACAUCAGGAGGAUUGCUGGGAUCCAUUCUGAAGGAACCAAGUCAGCAGCGUACAAUUGGCAAUCUCCUGGAAACCUGGGUGCCUCCUGCUUUCACAUCAGCAGCGGAAGGAAUAUGUGCUAAUCAGAGACAGAAUUGGACCCACACACACACAGAGAGAGUGAAGAGCAAGAGGAAGGGAUCAGCUGCUGGUCAGGCCCGGACUGGACACUCUGUCAAACUGCCUUUUGAAUGAGGAACCUCACUGCGGCGGAAACACUGGCGUGUGGCCGUGCUGCCAGAGUGUGAAGGUGUUGGACUCCCUGUGCGUGUGGAGGUUCCCUCUUUGCCCCUGCUCAGCUUGUUGUGCAGACUCUCUGUCGCUUUGAGUGUGAGCUGCUGAAGAGUUUGGUUUUUGCUGGGAGAUAGCGUGGAAGGGGCAGGGGGAGAAAAAGAAAGUUGCCCACGUCGCUGGCAUGAAGCGAAAACAGAAGCGUUUCUUGCAGAUGAUCGGCCUCUUCAUCGCCGCUUUGAUUUUCUUGCCCAAUGUUGGAAUCUGGUCCCUUUACAAGGAGAAGCAUUUGGAAAAGUCCACGGAAGCGGGAGGUCAGAGGUUUCCACUUGGUCCCAGUGAAGGGCGUUCCUACAGCUGGACAGAUGGGCUAAAAAGAAAAGACUGGCACAACUAUGAAAGUAUUCAGCAAGACCUGAUGCGUUCAGGAAAGGGUGAACAUGGGAGGCCUUACCCGCUGGCAGAGGAGGAUCAGUCCGACUCAGCGUACAGGGAAAACGGUUUCAACAUUUAUGUGAGCAACAGCAUUGCCCUGGACCGUUCAUUGCCUGACAUCCGACAUCCAAACUGCAAGCAUAAAAUGUACUUGGAGAAGUUGCCAAAUACCAGUAUCAUCAUCCCGUUCCACAACGAGGGUUGGUCAUCUCUCCUGCGGACGGUACACAGUGUCAUCAGACGCUCUCCUGACCAACUGGUCGCAGAGAUUAUUCUUGUGGAUGACUUCAGCGAUAGAGAACAUUUGAAAAAACGUUUAGAAGAAUACAUGGCUAGAUUUCCGAAAGUGAGGAUCAUGCGCACCAGGAAGAGGGAAGGCCUGAUCCGAACCAGGUUACUCGGAGCUUCAGUGGCCAAAGGCGAAGUUUUGACCUUCUUGGAUUCUCACUGUGAGGCCAAUGUGAAUUGGUUACCACCAUUACUUGACCAGAUUGCUCAGGACCACAGGACCAUUGUGUGCCCAAUGAUCGAUGUCAUUGACCACAAUCAUUUCGGCUAUGAGAUGCAAGCUGGAGACGCAAUGAGGGGAGCCUUCGACUGGGAGAUGUACUACAAACGUAUUCCCAUCCCACCUGAGCUCCAGAGGGCUGAUCCCAGCGACCCGUUUGAAUCUCCUGUCAUGGCGGGCGGCUUGUUUGCUGUUCAUCAGCGAUGGUUCUGGGAACUGGGUGGCUACGAUUCAGGACUGGAAAUCUGGGGAGGAGAACAGUAUGAGAUAUCAUUCAAGGUGUGGAUGUGUGGAGGUCACAUGUACGAUGCUCCUUGUUCCAGGGUGGGACACAUUUACAGAAAGUACGUCCCUUACAAAGUUCCCUCUGGGACCAGUUUGGCAAGGAAUUUGAAGAGAGUGGCAGAGACCUGGAUGGAUGAGUAUGCAGAAUACAUCUACCAGCGGAGACCUGAGUAUCGGCAUCUCUCCGCUGGGGACCUCACCGCCCAGAAAAUGCUACGGAAACAUCUCAAAUGCAAAGACUUCAAGUGGUUCAUGACAGAAGUGGCCUGGGACCUGCCCAAGUACUACCCUCCUGUGGAACCCUCACCCGCUGCCUGGGGAGAAAUCCGUAAUGUUGCUACAAACCGGUGCGUGGACAGUAAACAUGGAGCAACAGGAGCAGAAUUGAGGUUGGACAUUUGUAUCAAGGAUGGCUCGGAACGUACAUGGUCACAUGAGCAGAUAUUUACAUUUGGCUGGCGAGAAGACAUUCGGCCUGGAGAGCCACUUCAUACCAGGAAGUUCUGCUUUGAUGCUAUUUCCCACAGCAGCUUUGUCACUCUGUAUGACUGCCAUGGUAUGAAAGGCAAUCAGUACUGGCGCUAUCGAAAGGACAAAACCUUGUAUCACCCAGUGAGCAACAGCUGCAUGGACUGCAAUCUAGCCGACAAGAAGAUUUUCAUGAGCAAAUGCAACCCCUCAGUGCACACCCAGCAGUGGAUUUUCCAACACGUCAACGUGACAGUUCUAGACAAAUUCAACAGUAACUCCAGCUCUUAGAAACGCCUUUGCCACAGUGAAAAGUGUGCACAUUUGGCAAGUUGGUCCUAUGGCAGAACUAUUGGCAGCUGGGUCAAUUCAUUCAGGUGUUGAAUU